Molecule: messenger RNA, 2472 nt
Organism: Penicillium psychrosexuale
Lineage: Eukaryota; Fungi; Ascomycota; Eurotiomycetes; Eurotiales; Aspergillaceae
Product: FAD-dependent oxidoreductase
Exons: 4
Coding region: 1-2472 (823 amino acids)
Molecular function (GO): FAD binding
Source: RefSeq, a predicted model, not a curated record
AUGAACCAAAAACCCUUCAAAGUCGUCAUUGUGGGUGGUAGCAUUGCCGGGCUUUCGCUGGCCCUAAUGCUAGAGAGGAAUGGCAUCGAUUUUGUCAUCCUUGAAGCGUACGGCAGCAUUGCACCCCAGGUCGGGGCCAGUUUUGGAGUUUUGCCAAACGGCUUUCGCAUUCUCGAUCAGCUGGGUUGUUACGAGUCGGUUAUGAAGAUGGCAGAAUACCCUGUCGACACACUCCGCUUCCGUGAUUCGCAGGGACAGCAAUUCUGGACAUUCAAUAACCUUGACGAGGUUUCAAUCGGAAGUCAUGGUUAUCCGAUCGUCUUCCUCGAUCGACGAAUGUUGAUAGAAAUCCUCUACAAAAAGAUCCAAGAUAAAUCCAAAGUGCUCACCUCUCAGCGGGUUCAAAGUAUUGAGAAUGGUACUUCGAGUGUCACGGUGACCACAACGACUGGUCAGACCUACACCGGGAAUAUCGUGGUCGGAGCAGACGGAAUCCAUUCCAAAGUGCGCCAAGAAAUGUGGAAAGCGGCCGAAAAGAUAGAUCCCACAUGGUUUGAUCCCACAGAGGAAUCUAAUCUGCCUGCAACUUACGCAUGCAUCUUCGGCAUUUCCAAAGGAGUGAAGGGAAUCGAGAAAGGCGCGCUGAACUCGGUGUUCAAUGAGCAUUUCUCGUAUCUUGUUCCCAGCGGACCCGGAGAUCUCACCUACUGGUUUCUCGUGCGGAACAUGGGCAAAACGUACUAUGGCGCAGAUAUCCCUCGAUUCACCAAGGAAGAGGAGGAGGCAGUCGCAACGGAACAUUUCGACGACCAGAUUACUCCCACGCUGCAAUUUUCCGCUCUGUAUAAGAGCAAAAUCGCCUCGGCAUACAGCAGUCUGCCAGAAUACGUCUAUAAAAGAUGGCAUUUCCAGAGAACUAUGACUAUCGGCGAUGCCAGUCACAAGUUUGAGCCGUUGACAGGCCAGGGAGGCAAUAAUGCAAUGGAAACCGCCGCGUCCCUGACCAAUCAUCUCGUUGCGGCCUUGAAAAACAGCCAGUCAGGCACCCUGUCAUCGGCAGAAAUUUCCAAAAUCUUUGAGGGCGUUCAACAGCAGCGUGAAAAACGUGCAUGGGGAUUGAUCAAAGUAUCCCAUGCCCGGCAACGUCUGGAGUGCCUGGAAACGCCCUUUUUGAAGUUCAUAGCAAGAUACGUGGUGCCACGCUUCUCCAAAUCCACUGUCCUCAGCAAAUGGAUCGACACGUAUUCUCCCGCAGUGUCCUUGGACAUGCUUCCACUGCCGCACAGGCCUCGAGAAAUUGCAUAUUUCGACGAGCGUUUCAGAACACCGUCAUCUCGGGGUGUGGUGAGCAUCUUGUUGUACGCUGCAUACUUCCUCCUAGCCUGGUUAGGCCAUCGUCAAUUGUCGGCAGCAAUCAGAGCAAAUGGAACAAUGGGGUUCGUCCGCCAGUCAAUCCAGAACCAGUCGGUUCAAUUCCCGGGAGGAAUCGAAGCUCCCCUUCGCCAGGUGUACACAGGAAUCCGACCUGUUGACCUCAUUUUGAAAGUCAUGGUGACAAUAUUCCUGCCAGCGGUCUCCAACUUCUCAAAGCCGGAGCAGCCAUUCCAAGUUCUGUACUUCCUAGGCUCGAUGAUGCCGAUUAUCGCUAUCUGGACGGUUGAAGGUUUCCGACCAAGGAACAAAUGGACCCUUCUUGCCAUUCCGAGCCUGUGGGCGGUUCUAUACCAGUUGCGAGGGAUAGGGUUGAUUGCACCGCUCUUCUUCAUAUCAAGCACAUAUGUUUCUUCGGGGAUAGCAUACUUUUCCCCAAGUACCCGCACACUUCCCGAAUCCACCGCUCGAGCGAUACUGCCAGCAUUGAUUUUGGGAUUCGUCGUGCCUACCAUGAUGCUGUUCUUCCCAUUGGCUGAUGCCCCGAACACGCGACAGGUCUUCAUUGUGCUGUGGCAGCCUGCUCCGGUAUACGUGCUUAUCUUGACUCACAUAUUCUCCCGCGUCAUCAAAUCGAUCAGUUCAAGCACACCGGCCAAGACCGAUAGCUCCGCAGCGGAGAGCAAACCAAACCGUGACAUCCCACUCUUGCAAACCCUCUACGCUGUGGCCGGUGGUGUAUCUGCUUGUUUCCAUGUGGCCUUGUUGCUGAGCUGGGCUGCUUUGGGGACAGGUUUUAUUACAAGGGCCUUCAUCCCAUCCGAUGCCUUCGCACAGGUGGCAACACUUGCGGACGGUGUCUUCGUGUUUUUCCAGAACGAUUUCCUCCUUGUUUCGGCGGCAACUCUCCUGUGGUGUCUGGCUAGCGUGUGGGAUCUGUACCGCAUUGGAGUGUCUAAUGUCUCCUGGCAAGUGGCACUGGCUGGUUUGAUUCUAGGUUCCGUGGCAAUUGGACCGGGUGCGACUGUGGCGGCUGUAUGGUAUUGGCGGGAGGAGGUCAUGAGUCGGACAUCUUUUCGCCGGCAUGGUCUGGGGCUCUAG